Molecule: messenger RNA, 3193 nt
Organism: Eublepharis macularius
Lineage: Eukaryota; Metazoa; Chordata; Lepidosauria; Squamata; Eublepharidae
Gene: ZFAND3
Product: zinc finger AN1-type containing 3
Exons: 7
Coding region: 118-828 (236 amino acids)
Molecular function (GO): zinc ion binding; DNA binding
Source: RefSeq, a predicted model, not a curated record
ACCCACCCUGCCGUCGCCGCGGUGGUUGCGCCCGACUCCAGCUGACCGGCCUGGAAUCCCGGCUUCGAGCCCCAGCCUGGACCCUCCCCAACCCCGAGACCUGGUGCUGCCGCCGCCAUGGGAGACGCCGGCAGCGAGCGCAGCAAAGCCCCCAGCUUGCCGCCCCGCUGCCCCUGCGGGUUCUGGGGGUCCAGCAAGACUAUGAAUCUCUGUUCCAAAUGCUUUGCUGAAAAAAGAAAUCCACACAAUGAAAAAGAUUUUCAAAAGAAGCAGCCAGAUGAUGAGUCCACUCCCAGCACAAGCAACAUCCAAUCGGAUUUGUUCUCUGGAGAAUCAAAUAGUGACAACAGCAAUACCUCACUAUCUACGCAGACUGUUAACUCCAACCAGCAACUUUCGACAGAUCUGAAUGUAACUUCAACGAGCAAAGAGGAAUGUGGGCCAUGCACAGAUACAGCUCAUGUCUCCUUAACCACACCAACCAAAAGAUCUUGUGAUUCAGAUUCACAGUCAGAGAGUGAGGCUUCACCUGAGAAGCGGCCACGUUUACUGGAGGACAGUCAUGAUAGAUCUGAAGAAAUCAGCCGUUCCAAACAGAAGAGCAGACGCAGGUGUUUCCAGUGCCAAACAAAACUGGAGUUGGUACAGCAGGAACUGGGAUCAUGUCGUUGUGGUUAUGUGUUCUGUAUGUUGCAUCGCCUGCCUGAACAACACGAUUGCACAUUUGAUCACAUGGGACGUGGGCGUGAAGAAGCCAUUAUGAAAAUGGUGAAACUGGAUCGGAAAGUGGGGCGAUCAUGCCAGCGCAUUGGCGAGGGAUGCUCCUGAGUGCAAGACACUUCAACCAAAUGCCGUUCUCUUAGUUCACUAAUGUUAGCCUUAUUUAGGACAAAGUCAGCCAGACACCUUGUACUGGGCAAGUUUCAGACUACAGCCAAUCAGUUUCCUUUCUUUAGUCAACCAUCCUGAUACUGUAGUUUAGGGGGUAAUGGUGAUUGACAUUGAUUUCUGGCUGGUUGUUAAGGUGCCUGCUAGCCACCGUAUUAAAAAAAAAUGAAGAAAUAUUUUUGAGCAUGGCUAGUGGAUUUUAACAAAAAAAUCUAAAGGCUUCUCUUAUGAAAGGAGUCAAGCUAUUUAAAAGCCUUAUGCUGGUAAGCUUCCAGCAGCUGAGUAGAAACUGAUGUAAAAGACUGCUAUGUGCACAGCUCUCUGGAAGAAAAUAUACUCAAUAUCCCAGUUUUCCUGUCCUCACUCUUAACUAACCUUAAAGGAGUGAAACUCUGUUUAGACCAGGCAGUGUAGCUGCUGAACCUAGAAGAAUUAAACAGUCACUUAUGAAAUUUCCUUAUGUGGCUUCUGAGGUUAGGUAGCAUCACCAGCAACAGGGAGUCUCUUGGGGAGGGAAUGUCUUUCUGAGAAGCCAAAAAGAGGCAGGGACAGAUUCUUAUGACAACUUUUGUAUCAUACGCAUUACAGGGAACCUAAUGUUUCUUCACUGAAGUGGAGGAGAAUAAUCUUGCUUUUAAAGUUAGCUCUGUUCUGGAACAAGCAGUAAACAUUUUCUACACAGCAUCUACAUUUCUUAAAAGUAGUGUGAUCCAGUUCCAUAUGCCAACCACUGUGGCUGUUCCCAUCAGCCAAACCCUGAUUGGCUCUUGUUUGCCUUUUGCUAAGUGCAGGUAUCUGAGAAUUGAUCAAAUAAGGCUAAUUCAUAGCACAGUAGCUAUGGCUGGUUCCUACAGACUGACUUUCUCUAGCUCGAGAUAUAUUGAGGGGGAAAAAACAUUGUGUAGCAAACAGAAUUCAGUAACAGUAUUGGGGAACCACCAGGAAAAUCACCCCUUAUUGAAUUGAGUUUGUAUGCCUCACUUCCAAUAUGUUAAAGAGAUAAUCAUAUGGCUGUUCCAGCCUUGUGUCUAUGCAGCUCAGCACUCUCAGUGAAGGUUUCUUCCCAUCAUCUCUUGCUAAGCAAAUGAUUGUGAAAUGCAUUGCAUAGAACUGGGACUCUCCAGAUCUGUUCUUUAGAGAUAUUGUUCUAUAUUGCAGCCUGGCAGUCUCAUUGAACUGAACUACACAAAUCUUAAGUGUGCAUCAGCAGAGAAAAGGCAGCAUCUCCCUCUGCCUCCAGCCACAUGCAACAUUUCUGUAGGAAAAUUCCUGUUAGUGGUGGCCCAAUGUGGAAUUUUUACUCCAAACUGCUUAGAACUCCGUUAGCAACUGGGAAUUAGGUAUAGUUGGGUGGGGAGGGAGGGUUGCUGGAGAAAAGGGGGAAAUUGUAUUGUCUCAAAUCUAACCUAUUUGUGAAAGAAUAAGCCACCUAAAGAGUGGAUUACCCUCCUGUCACUCUAAAAAAGGUUAUGGGGUAGAGCAGUUUAAAUAAGCCGCUGUUUCUUUUAUGCUGAAGGAAAGCAACUGGUUUACAGGCCAAAUUGUAUUUACUCUGGUAGCCAACUUAUGGCCAGUGAAGGAGGCUCAGCCUUUGCCUAUAUUACUGCAGUGCAAAUUAGUAAUUAAGUAAACCAGAAAUAUUCCAUCAUUCUACAAUUCAGUAUGGAAAAGCCAUUCUGUGUUGUACUCAAGGCUUUGAAAUCUGCAAUGGAAUUUCCAGCUGCAUAUUUUGUUUCCUAAAGAAGUAUUCCCCUUCCAUUGGCGUGAGGGGGAAGUCAGACCAUUUCCUUUGCGUUUACCAUGAAGAGUUUAAAAAACCAUGGACUUCAGCUGCUGCCGCGCUAUGCACUUUCUUCCCUUCUAAAAUCCUAGCAUAGCAUUUGAUGGACAUUCUGACUGAUACACAAGACUUUUGCAGAUUAAUAACGAAGAUGCUAUUUUCCCCUUGUUAAUCCUUUCUUUAGCCCUGUUACAAAGUGCACAGUUGGUUUCGAGGUGGCUCUUGACCGAACACUACUCAAAGUUUGUGUGGAUUAUGGACAAUGUUCACUUUAAAAAAAAGUUUUGGGGUUGUUCCUUUGCAGUAUCUGUUCUGUGAAGUUUGUUAAACGUAAAGAAAGCUUAAGUUCUUGUAUCUUUAAAGAAAAUCUUAUUUAACCCUUUUUUGUGUUCUAGAUUUACUUACACAUGUAGCCUAGAGCUCAGUUUUAGUUUAACAUUGUGAAACUAUUAAAAGGAUCUUGUAAUUCUUUUUCCUCCUGCUUAAAAGAAAGAAAACCAUUAAACAGAUCAGAUUAAAGUUUGA